AUGAGUCAUUCUCACCUCCCCAGGCAGGUGCGGGCUGCAGGACGCUUCGCCUCGGCGGGCGGGCAGGAGCCACGAGCCGCCGCGGAGCCCCCUUCCGAGACGCCUCCUCGGGCCGGCACUGACCUUGCCGUUGGCUGCCCGGCUGCCGAAGACCCGGCGCCGCAGAGCGGGGAGCUGGUCGGGGGCGCCCACUGGCACCCGGACCCACAGGUCGUCGGAGCCGGGCGCCGCCUUCCUGCGGUCCCUCAGCGCCUCAUUCCUGCGCGAGGUCGCCAAACUAAGCUGCGAGGGCCGUGCCUCGAGGCGCGGGAGGGCGGAGCGCGACGCGCGCCCACCGGCCCGCGGAGGUCUUCUGGCGCGGGCGCACGCGCCGCAGCCGCACGGGGCGGGAGACAGGGAGGGUGGGUGUGCUGGGGAGCGCGCGCCGCCGCCGCCGCCGCCGCCGCCGCCUCAGCCUGCUGCUCCGCCUGCGCCGCCUGCUCCCGGCGCUCGGCCCCAGCACGCCGGCUCCCGAGUGGCCAUGGGCGGCGCGGGGUCCGCGGUGUAGAGUCCGGCGACCCCGGACCCGCGUCCCGCACCGUGACGGUCCCGCCUUUAGAAGUGGGGAACAAGUGCCUCUUCAUGUCCUACUGUGAUCUUCAUUCCAGGAAUCACUCAUUCCUUGCAACUAGCAGGCAGUGGAGGCGGGAUAUAGGUAAGAGAGCUACAGCAGCUUCUGAGGGUGGCUGCACCAGUUUGCAUUCCUACCAGCAGUGCAAAAGAGAUCCUCUUUCUCCACAUCCUCGCCAACAUCUGUUGUUGCCUGACAUUAAUGUUGACCAUUUGGACAGGGUUUUCCAACAGAAAGGCAGAGCAUGGAGGCCUCACCAUUAAAAGAAGAACCAGGAAUCCUGUGGGCUUCAUGUAAUAAAAAAGCUUGAAGAUUUUUUCUAGAUAUGUCUCCUAUAGCAAGGGAAAUAAAAGCAAAAAUAAACUAUUGGGACUACAUCAAAAUAUAAAGCUUCUGCACAGCAAAGGAAACAAUCAGCAAAACAAAAAGACAACCUACUGAAUAAGAGAAGGGGUUAGUAUGCAAAAUACAUAAAUAACUCAUACAAUUCUACACCCCAAAACCAAAUAACCCAAUUAAAUAACGGGCAGAAGACAUGAGUAGACAUUUCUCCAAAAAAGACAUACAGAUGGCCAACAGACACAUGAAAAAAUUCAGUAUCACUCAUCAUCAAGGAAAUGCAAAUCAAAACCAUCUCAUAUCAAUGAGAUUAUCAGUUCACACCUGUCAGAAUAGCUAAAAUAAAAAACAUAAUAAGUUUUGGUGAGGAUGUGGAGAAAAAGAACUGUGUGCUGUUGAUGGAGAUGCAAACUGCUAGAAAACUGUAGAAAACAAUACAGAGGUUCCUCAAAAAAUUAAGAAUAGAAUUACCAUAUGAUUCAAUAAUUCUGUUAUUGGGUAUUUACCCAAAGAAUACAAAAGUGGCAGAGAGAGAAAAUCCCAAGCAGGCUCCAUGCUAUCAACAGUGCAGAGACCCAUGCAGGG
This is a messenger RNA of Panthera uncia (snow leopard), 1534 nucleotides long. RefSeq lists its product as uncharacterized. The record is from RefSeq and is a predicted model, not a curated record. The transcript is spliced from 4 exons. The coding region runs from base 1 to 873 and encodes 290 amino acids. Lineage: Eukaryota; Metazoa; Chordata; Mammalia; Carnivora; Felidae.